This is a messenger RNA of Paramecium pentaurelia, 1136 nucleotides long. The record is from the annotation of a GenBank genome assembly. Lineage: Eukaryota; Ciliophora; Oligohymenophorea; Peniculida; Parameciidae.
GUUAUGAAAAAAAUAGAUGGGAAUGGAGAAAGAAAGUUAAAGAAUGUUGAAGGGAAUUCAACAUCAGUGAGUAAUUAUUCUUUUAAUUGUAUUAGAUUAUCCAAUACCACUCGAAUUUGAUAGCAAAAAAUAGCAUCCAAAUUAUCUAAAAGGUAAAAGUAAAGAAAAUCAAAUUUCAUCAAGUAGUAAUAUUUUUUCACUUGUAGUUGAAUAACUUAAUAAGACUGGCAAACCAGUAUAAAUUAGUAUUGAUCGUUCGUUAGAAGGCAAAAGAUUUUUGAAUAAGUAGAAGAAUUCUUAAAAAAUAUUUUUUUAAGUAAGAAAUGAUAGUGUAAGUGAAAACAGUUGUUGUGAAUUAGGAAAUUCAGAUUCAGAUUGUAACUGCGCAAAAAAUUUGGUUCCUAAAAAAAAUUUAGAAAUAAAAAUGUAUUUAGUUUUCAUUUUAAAAAGAAAUCGAAAAAGAAAAAAGAAGUCUGAUACUACUCCAUUUUAUGAUUAGAUUAUAUACCACGAUCCAAGAAUGAGGAGAAUAAACUUUGUAUACAGUUCAUCCGGAUCAUCAGAGUCAGAAUACGAAAGAAUUUUAAUAAAGAAAGAAGAAAUUUCUGAAAAAAAAUAUAAAGAAAAGCCUUAAAAAAAAGAUCCAUCUGAAUAAGAAAUCCCAUUGCCAGAACAUCUCCUUGAAUGUCCAAUUCAACCUCUUCCAGUUGUAAAAGUAGAAAAAUUGCCAGAAGUAAAAAAAACAAAAGAUGAAAAACCAUUUAAAUAACCAAAAAUAUAGAAAUACCGUCCUAAACCUCCUGAAGAAGAAUGGGCAAAAUACGAAACACCUAAUGUUGUACAUCCAUAUUAAUUAAAACUACCUUAAAAGCCAUUGGAAAAAAAAGAAGACUCUAAACCAAUUUAUGGGAAACAAAGAGAAAGGGUUGAAUUUAAAGUUCCAAAAGUUACAUUAUAUUUUAUUUUAUUAGGCUUAAGAACAAGUUAAUGAUUUUAUUCCAAAAGCUCUUCCAACUUAAGCUGUAGCACCAUUAAAGGAAAAAAAAAAGAAAAAAAAAGAUAAAUAGAAUUAAUCAUCAUCUGGCUCAAGUUAUUGUUAUGAGUGCGAGUGCUUAAGUGAUGCAUGUGAUUGCUGA